Molecule: messenger RNA, 1791 nt
Organism: Camellia sinensis
Lineage: Eukaryota; Viridiplantae; Streptophyta; Magnoliopsida; Ericales; Theaceae
Source: RefSeq, a predicted model, not a curated record
CUAUAAAUUCAAGAUCAUCCUACAUAGAACUUCCAACAAGUAGAAUAAGAGUUCUUGGGAGAUAUACAUCAACCAUUUCUCCUACUUUGUGCAUUCACAAUUCAACUAUGUUGUCUGUGGGGGUAGGAUUGAGCACCAUUGUGGUGGCAUUGGCUACCAUAUUCAUAACUCAUUGGGUUCGCAAAUGGAGGAAUCCCAAAUGCGACAACGGUGUUCUACCACCAGGUUCCAUGGGCUUCCCUCUCAUCGGAGAGACCAUUCAGCUUCUCAUUCCCAACCGAUCAUUAGAACUCCAUCCCUUCAUUUCUAGGAGAGUUCAGAGAUAUGGAUCGGUGUUCAGAACUAAUGUGGCAGGUAAACAAGUUGUCAUAACCACCGACCCGAAAUUCAAUCAUUACAUCAUUACAGAAGAAGGAAAAUCGGUUGAACUUUGGUACUUGGACACAUUUUCUAGCAUGUUGCCGAUAUAUGCAGUAGGCUCUGUUCAGAAGUACAUUAGAAGCAUAACUUUGACUCAUUUUGGCGUUGAGGGUAUCAGAGUGAAUUUGCUCCCACAGGUUGAACAACUCAUUCAGAAAACUCUAAGUGAUUGGUCCACCAAGCCAAUUGUUGAUGUCAAGCAUGAUGCUACUUGUAUGAUUUUUGAUUUCACUUUGAAGCAAUUGUAUGGCUAUGAUUGGGAAAAAUCAACAGAGAUACGUCAUAGUGAGAAGUUUUCAAGCUUGUUACAUGGUCUUUUGUCCCUUCCCUUGGACAUCCCUGGCACUACUUUCCACCAAUGUGUCAAGGAUCGCAAGGAAUUAUUAAGCAUGUUGAAGGAUAUUGUAGAGGAGAGAAUGAAUUCGGCUGACAAGUUUCGAGGAGACUUCCUUGACAGAGCAAUGGAAGACAUGAAAACUGAGAAGUUCUUGACGGCUGAAUUCCUAUCCAAUUUGAUGUUUGGAAUUUUAUUUGGAAACUUCGAGCCAAUCUCUUCUGUUAUACUAUUAACUUUGAAGUUACUCUCAGAGCAUCCUUCAAUAUUAGAGGAGCUAACAGCUGAAAACGAGGCAAUCGUUAGAAACAGGAAGAAUCCAAGUUCUCCACUCUCUUGGGAAGAAUAUAAAUCAAUGACUUUUACGCUUAAUGUCGUGAAUGAAGUUCUCAGGCUGGGAAAUGUGGCACCAGGGCUGCUAAGAAAAGUAACAAAAGAUAUCAAAUUCAAUGGAUAUACAGUUCCAGCUGGUUGGAACAUUUUGAUUGUUACUUCCGCUCAUCAAUUGAACCCAGAAGCCUUCAAGGAUCCAGUUAAAUUCAAUCCAUCACGUUGGAACGACCUUGAUCCAACUGUUAUAUCAAAGAAUUUUAUGCCUUUUGGAGGAGGGGUGAGACAAUGCGCAGGUGCAGAUUAUGCUAGGGCGUUUGUAUGCACUUUUCUCCAUGUAUUGGUCACCAAGUAUAGUUGGACAAAAAUUAAGGGAGGAAAGAUUGUUCGGAGACCCAUUUUGGACUUUGUAGAUGGGGUUCAUAUUAAACUCACACAAAAGAGCAACUGAAGAUACAUAUGAGUUCAAGGAAGGAAAAACUAAGUACCGGAUGAAGCUCAUCAGCUGCCAUUGCAAGCUUUUUAUAUAGCUUUCCACUAAGAAAUUAUGUUAUAUACUUUCUAUUUUUAUUUUUAUUCUUAUUCAAAUUGUAAGAGACUGUUUCAGAACAGUUACCUCAUGUUUGUGUUGUCAACUAUGCUCUAUGAAUUAAUAAUUUUUUUUCUUCAUCAUCUUCACUUUAAUAUAUAAAUGAAUGCUUUCUUUA